Messenger RNA from Spodoptera littoralis (African cotton leafworm), 1338 nucleotides. The record is from the annotation of a GenBank genome assembly. Lineage: Eukaryota; Metazoa; Arthropoda; Insecta; Lepidoptera; Noctuidae.
AUGAUAUGUAGUGUAGUGUUUGCAAUAUGGUUGUACUGGUGGAGACCUCGUCCUCGGUCACCUCGCACGUAUCCUGGUGCAUUGCCCAUUAUUGGGCACAUUGUUGAAGCUGUAAAAUAUCGCAAUGGUAAAAAUAAGAGGCGAAAACACAUAAUUAUUUUCGACACAUCUCACCUUAAUACAUGUUUGACAUUUCUCUACUUAAUUAUUUCAGUGCCCACGUGGAAAAUACAUCGUAAGUUACUGAAUCCAGCAUUCAACCAGAAAGUACUGGACACAUUUGUGAAUGUUAUGAAUGUAGAAGCUCAAAAUUUAGUCUCACAAUUAAAACCUGUAGCGGGACAAGGACCAAUUAAUGUCAAAGAAUUUCUUAUUAAAUAUAUUCUAAGAUCAGUUUGCAGUAAGUAUAUAGUGUAUAAUAUGUUUCUUGCUGAUAAUUAUGUACAACACAUCAUAGCAAUCAUCAGUAAUUAUCGAACAUCACUGGGAUUAGAAGCUAAAGAUCAAGAUAUGAUUGGCAAGGAAUACGCGCAAGCAAUAGACGAAAUCGUAACAAUAGCAGUAAACCGAGGUCUAAACGUGGCAUUACAUCCUUCAUUUGUUUACAAUAUAACUCCGAUGAGAAAAAGAGAACAGGAACUCGUGACGAGGAUAUAUAACAUUUUAAAUAGCGUAAGCAUGUAUUAUUGUAAAUUUAAACCUAUACUAGAUCUGUUGCUGCAUUUAUCUGAUGAACAAUAUGGCCUCUCCGAUGAUGAAAUUAUGGCGCAUCUAAAUACUUUCGUAGCACCUUCUUACGACACAACUUCAUCAGCACUUCAGACUGUGUUGUUAGCGCUUGGAUCAUAUCCUGAUGUACAAGAACGAGUUUACAAAGAGAUAAACGAAGUAUUCGGAAAUAAUCAAGAAUUGACUAAAUACGACUUACCAAAACUGGUUUACUUAGAAGCUGUGAUAAAAGAGGUCUUGAGGAUAUAUUCUAUAGCUCCUUGGGCAAAAUAUACAUUAAGGGCUGGGAGUACAUGUAUUUUGGUAUUAUACUACCUUCACCGCCACCCCUCAUGGGGACCAGAUUCAAAGCAGUUCAAACCGGAGCGAUGGUUAAAUCCUGACACUUUGCCUACUAACCCCAACGUAUACGCACCGUUUGGCAUUGGGAAGCGAAACUGCAUCGGUAGGUAUAGAAAGCAGUACGCUAUGAUGACCCUAAAGACAUCGGUUGCGCAUAUCGUUCGAAAUUUCAAAUUAUCUGCAGAUAUUAGUCAAUUGUACUGGAAAUAUGAAGUUAUAUUAAAACCAAUUAAGCCAACUCUCGUUAGUUUUACAAUAAGAUCUUAA